Molecule: messenger RNA, 1284 nt
Organism: Nothobranchius furzeri (turquoise killifish)
Lineage: Eukaryota; Metazoa; Chordata; Actinopteri; Cyprinodontiformes; Nothobranchiidae
Product: zona pellucida sperm-binding protein 3
Source: RefSeq, a predicted model, not a curated record
GAUGCUGUGAGGUUUAUUUAGAGGUUUCUAACCUCACACCCUGAGCUCCAUCAGUAUUUUAGAAAGAGAACAAUGGUGUCUGUAGGUUAUCCGGUCGCUCUGGUUCUGCUGAUUUCACUCACCAUUGACGUCACAGAUGCCAUUAGAACUCUAAAGGAAGGUCCGAUGAUUGACGCUGAGGGACGGGAGUACAAGUCUGUGUCUCCAGUGGACAACAGCAGACCUAAAACCAGAGAGAAGCCGACGAUCCGUGUGCACUGCACCGAGGUGUCCAUGAUCGUCUUCAUCCAGGCUGACUUCUACAGGACAGGCCGUCUGGCUUCACCAGGAGAACUGUAUCUUGGAGAUCCCAAGUCCUCCCAGAGCGGCCGGUGCUACGCUGUUCCUGCUGGUGAUGGUGUGUACGUCAUCGAAGCAGACUUGCACGACUGUGGCUCGAAAUUAACUGUCUCAGAUGAUGAUGUCAUCUACUCAAACAACCUGAUCUUCUCACCAGCUGUUGGCCAUCAUGGAAUCACAAGAGUGAUGGAAGCUGUUGUCCCAGUUUCCUGCCACUAUAAAGGGAAACACACGGUGAGCAGCAUAACUCAGCAGAAGCAGCCACUAGCUUUCUCUGCUUCUGAGAAUUUUCCAGCAGGAGGAUCUCCUUUCUCUCUGAAGCUGAUGACUGAUGACUGGUCAGGCGAGAUGCUUUCCAACACCUUCUACCUUGGUGACCCCCUGCACCUGAAGGCAUCGUACUCUGGUCCAGAUUCAAGACAGAUCUUUGUGGAUAGUUGUGUUGCCACAGUAAUGCCUGAUGCUAGAUCUGUGCCAAGAUACUUUUUUAUUGAGAAUAACGGGUGCUUUGCUGAUGCAAAAGACGGAGGAGUAAAUUCACUCUUCCUACCGAGAUCCAGCCCUGACUCCCUUCUGUUCCAGCUCAACGCCUUCCUGUUUCAUAAAGAACUAAGGACAACCAUUUAUCUAACUUGCAAACUGAAAGCGUCACCUGAGCUGAAGAGCAGCCCUGUUGACAAGGCCUGCAAUUACAUUCAAAACAGGUGGACGAGUGUGGACGGGAACGAUGGCGUGUGUUGGUGUUGUAACAGAGUCUGUCGUAAUAAAGCAUCUAAAGAUGACCUAAUCUGUGACACUUUGACCCUUGGCCCUUUGGUCAUUUUUCCCAGGAAUUGAACAAUCCAGAUUUCAAACUCUCAGCGCCUUGUUGAACCUGGUUUAAAAGUCAUUGUUUCAAAGGCUUUUACUGAAGAGGUGUCUUUAACAAUAAAAUUUAGAAACAAU